ACAAUACAGAUGGGUGAGUGUGGAUGAGCUCGGCUACAUAGUAGUAGUAGUGCUCUCAGCAAAAACAUCCCACAGCAGACUGACUUCCUUCACAGCAAUAACCAACUUGUACUACUCCCCAAAUGACUAACCCAUCUGCCUCCACCUCCUCAUCAACCCACUCAACAACAACAACAACAGCCACCCAUAUCGUAAACGAGGACGACGGUGCAGGACUGGUCUACUGGGAAGACCAUCAGCAACAGAACAAAAAACUGAUCGAGCAAGUCAAAUCACCAGAAUCAAACUCAAACUCAAGCCAAACCAACAAACGGAACUCAACACUAGCAGGAAUACCCUCCCCAUCAAAACCCACUACUACCUCAGCCAGAACAGAACUACUCCAGCCCACUCACCAGAACAAUCAGAAGGCACUCAGGCAAACCAAACGAAGGAAGAACAGAGCAGCCCUCACUCACUCAGAUCAUGAACCCCAAAAAAUCACCAAACCAUCCACCAAGCCACCCCUCCUUCCCAAACAGAUGGCCUGGCAGGAACUCGCUUCCAGGCUCAAACGACGCGAACUUGACUCCAUCUCAGAAACACCUCAGACCCGUAGCACAACCAAUCAGUCUCUCUCAAAAAUUGACAGUCUGCCGAAACGCGUCUUUCCCUCAUCAUCAUCUCUAAUUGCUCCAAAUCUCGAAAAUCGAUCACAUCAACCCACCCUGCCUCAAACUAGCUCCACCAAACCAGCUCUCAAAUCUAUCCUCCGUUCAUCUAGUAAUGCUACACACCAAAAAGCACCUCUCCAGAACAAUCCUAACCCCAAAUCCACAGUGACUAUCGUAUCGAAGGACUCGCCAUCUUGUCAGGACGAUUCGAGUGGAUUGACUAACCAGCCACAAAUGCGGAAUCAAUCCACGAAGCCUUGUGAACCGACUCGCGAGGUCCCAGGAUGUGUGUCGAAACAGAAGCCGUCUGUCCCAGCGGGGAUCUCACCAAAGAAGAGCAUCCCCGCUGAUAGCAAGAUGCAUGCUGCCCAGUCCGGAGGAGGAGGAUGUGAGCCAUGGGAGCUCGAAGAAGACGACGACGAGUUUGGGAGCCAGUUGUUGGAGCUGGCCGAUCUGGUCGAGAAGGAACAGAAGAUGAGCCAGGAGAUCGCGCUCCCUUCCGACAGGAAUCGCGAGCGCUCGACCACCAGACUCUCCUCCUCCAAAACUUGCAUUGCCCCCCACUCUAACACCACCACUCCGCCCUGGAAAACCGUCGACAACAGUAGGAAGAGAGCUCCCGCUUCGAUCCGUGGGGCCGCUCUACCUCCUGCACCUACCACCAACAUCAAUCAACUUCUACCCCCCAAGAGUAACAUCAUCACCAAUCAGCAGCAACAACAACAGAACGAUCGGACAGUUAAACGAGCUCAGCCAGUGGUCCUGAAACAGAAGAGUCCGAUCAUCUACAAAACUGCGAUGGUUUCCAAAGCGAGUAUGCCGCCGACCAGUGUCCAUCCGAACCCCGUCGAAGGCCGACGAAAGAAUCUGGGCGUCGUCGGGACGCCGAAGCAAGUGGGCCCGAAACCGGCGGACCAAGGACUGUCUAUCAACAACAACAGACCGUCGAGCCUCCACAACCCGGCCCAGAAACUCACCUACUCUGAUGCGCUCAUCCGCCCCCGUCGGCUGCAACUCCCCCUCGAUCCCACCCACUCCGCCCUCCGCAUCCGCCCGCUGCUUCAUAAUCCUUCCCCCCCUACUCUCAUCCAUCAUCCUCUCCCUCCUCUUGCCAAAAAGUCUGCGGUCUCUUCUUCUUCCUCUCAUGCCACUGCCACUGCUGUCGACAAGACUCUCGACUUGGAGUCUCUGUUUUGUGGGAUUCAGGGCGAUGAUCUUGAUUGGGACCCUAACGAUCAAUAAUCCUCUUGUUCUUCUCUUUUGGUACUCUUACCCCUCUUUCUUUCUUUUCUUUCUUUCCUUUUGCUUGAUUGUUAAGAGUUUGUUUUUUUCUGUCGUCUUGUAGGUUCGUCAGUCGGUUAUAUAGAUUAGUUAUCAUUAUCAGUAGUUGCUCUUACUCGAGUUUUGUUCUCCUUCUUGAUAUCGAUGUUGUUUGCGUUCCAUCUCAUACUCCAUUAAUUUAGAACCAUUCUUCAUGCUUGAUCAAGAACACCCAACCUGAAAAAAAAACCCCAAAAAAAGACGCUAAUUCUUUCUUUCUCUCCUGCUCAAUUUAUGCUUAUGUAUAUAUAUCAACCUCCACCUUGUAAUUCUCUCUUCUGGA
This is a messenger RNA of Puccinia graminis f. sp. tritici CRL 75-36-700-3, 2256 nucleotides long. RefSeq lists its product as uncharacterized. The record is from RefSeq and is a predicted model, not a curated record. The coding region runs from base 123 to 1895 and encodes 590 amino acids. Lineage: Eukaryota; Fungi; Basidiomycota; Pucciniomycetes; Pucciniales; Pucciniaceae. The transcript is spliced from 2 exons.